GCUAUCUCCUGCCCAUUGCCAACCCAUAGAUCUGUGGCAACCUCCCAUCCUAUAUAAACGUACCAUUCAACCUCACUCCUCACCACAUCCUACUACUGCUACUAUCACUGUGUUAAUUCGGGCAUUGGUUCAGCUACUUUUGCUCCACUGCCGCUGUUGGUAUCAUGGUGAUACGAUUCUUCCUGAUAGCUUGCUCCUUGGCGGCCAUCGCCACGGCAGGCAACUUCUACCGGGACUUCGACAUCACCUGGGGUGACGGCCGCGCGAAGAUCCUCGAGGGCGGCCAGCUCCUCACCCUUACCCUCGACAAGACCACCGGUUCGGGAUUCCAGUCCAGGAACGAGUACCUCUUUGGCAAGAUCGACAUGCAGAUCAAGCUCGUGCCCGGUAACUCCGCCGGCACCGUCACGGCUUACUAUUUGUCCUCGCAAGGGCCGACGCACGACGAGAUCGACUUCGAGUUCCUGGGCAACCUCAGCGGCGAUCCGUACACUCUCCACACCAACGUGUUCACCCAGGGAAAGGGGAACAGGGAGAUGCAGUUCAAGCUCUGGUUCGAUCCCACCAAGGAUUUCCACACCUACUCCAUCCUCUGGAACCCAAGACAUGUCAUCUUCAUGGUGGACGGCACGCCAAUCCGAGACUUCAAGAACCUGGAGUCGAGGGGCAUCGCGUUCCCCAAGAACCAGCCCAUGAGGAUCUACUCCAGCCUCUGGAAUGCCGACGACUGGGCGACCAGAGGCGGGCUGGUGAAGACCGACUGGUCCAAGGCGGCGUUCACGGCGUCGUACAGAGACUUCAGGGCUGACGCUUGCGUUCCAUCUUCUGCCGCCUCCAGGUGUGCUUCCAACGCGGCUCCCGGCAACAGCGGGUGGUGGAACCAGGAGCUGGACUUGACAGGCCAACAGAGGAUGAAGUGGGUGCAGAGGAACUACAUGGUCUACAACUACUGUAGUGACCUCAAGAGGUUCCCUCAGGGCCUGCCGCCAGAGUGCUCCAUUGCCUGAGAGAGAGAGAGAGAGAGAGAGAGAGGAAGCACUGUUAUUCUUUGAUUGAUUUUAAUCUUCUUAUGUAGGCUGCUGAUAAAUAUUCCAUAUUCUCUCUCUCUCUUUAUCUCUCUUUUUA
This is a messenger RNA of Musa acuminata subsp. malaccensis (wild Malaysian banana), 1125 nucleotides long. Its product is annotated as probable xyloglucan endotransglucosylase/hydrolase protein 23. Gene Ontology annotation, molecular function: hydrolase activity, hydrolyzing O-glycosyl compounds; xyloglucan:xyloglucosyl transferase activity. Gene Ontology annotation, biological process: xyloglucan metabolic process; cell wall biogenesis. Gene Ontology annotation, cellular component: apoplast; cell wall. NCBI's taxonomy places the organism in Eukaryota, Viridiplantae, Streptophyta, Magnoliopsida, Zingiberales, Musaceae. The record is from RefSeq and is a predicted model, not a curated record.